Molecule: messenger RNA, 972 nt
Organism: Nycticebus coucang (slow loris)
Lineage: Eukaryota; Metazoa; Chordata; Mammalia; Primates; Lorisidae
Gene: PRDX2
Product: peroxiredoxin 2
Exons: 6
Coding region: 157-753 (198 amino acids)
Biological process (GO): cellular response to stress; hydrogen peroxide catabolic process; response to oxidative stress
Cellular component (GO): cytosol
Molecular function (GO): thioredoxin peroxidase activity
Source: RefSeq, a predicted model, not a curated record
ACCCGGCCGCUCCAUCCGCUCCCCCCGCGCCCUGCGCGUCUUGGUUCCGGCCGCGCCUAAAAGGCUGGGCAGCCUAGGGCGCACUUGGCGCUGAGAACGCGGGUCUACGUGUCUGGUCGUCCGGGUGUCCGGUCUCUGCCCACGCAGCUUUCAGUUAUGUCCUCCGGCAACGCUCACGUCGGCAAGCCUGCCCCUGACUUUAAAGCCACAGCUGUGGUGGAUGGCGCUUUUAAGGAGGUGAAACUGACAGACUACAAAGGGAAAUACCUUGUCCUCUUUUUCUACCCGCUGGACUUCACUUUCGUGUGCCCCACGGAGAUCAUAGCUUUCAGCGAUCAUGCUGAAGACUUCCGGAAGCUGGGCUGCGAGGUGCUGGGGGUCUCUGUGGACUCUCAGUUCACCCAUCUGGCUUGGAUCAACACCCCCCGGAAGGAGGGAGGCCUAGGCCCCUUAAAUAUCCCUCUGCUUGCUGAUGUGACUAGAAGCUUGUCUCACGAUUAUGGCGUGCUCAAAGAAGAUGAAGGCAUUGCCUACAGGGGUCUCUUUAUCAUCGAUGGCAAGGGUGUCCUUCGUCAGAUCACUGUUAAUGAUUUGCCUGUGGGGCGCUCCGUGGAUGAGGCUCUGCGAUUGGUCCAGGCCUUCCAGUACACUGAUGAGCAUGGGGAAGUCUGUCCCGCUGGCUGGAAGCCAGGCAGUGACACAAUCAAGCCCAACGUGGAUGACAGCAAGGAAUAUUUCUCUAAGCACAACUAGGCUGGCGGACGGAGAGUGACCUUGUGCUCUUGGCCCCUAUGCGUAAUCCUAGCUGGGUUCCCUGGGCUGAGCCAGAAAAGGCUGGACCUGCCCCUCCAAACUCCACAAUCCCUGGAGGCUAGGCCAAGGUCUUCUCAUGGCUCCACCUGGAAGCUGGAGAAUAGUGACUCCAUCCAGCCUGGCACAGGCCGAAGUAAUCAAUAAAAUAGUAGGGACAGA